This is a messenger RNA of Adineta steineri, 1191 nucleotides long. Lineage: Eukaryota; Metazoa; Rotifera; Eurotatoria; Adinetida; Adinetidae. The record is from the annotation of a GenBank genome assembly.
AUGUCUAUUACAGAAGAACAAAAAUCUAUUAUCAAAUCAACUGCACCUAUUUUAAAAGAAAAUGGAAAAGAAAUAGCAUCAAUAUUUUAUAAACGAAUGUUUGAAAAUCAUCCGGAAUUAUUAGAUAUAUUUAAUCAAACAAAUCAAAAAAUAGGAACACAACCAUUAGCAUUAGCCAAUACAAUUUAUUUUGCUGCUGAAAAUAUUGAUAAUUUAGAAGCAAUUAUGCCAGUAAUAAAACAUAUUACACAUAAACAUCGAGCAUUAACUAUUCAACCUGAACAUUAUCCUAUUGUUGGAAAAUAUUUACUUUUAGCAAUAAAACAAUUCUUAGGUGAAAAAUCAACACAAGAUAUUUUAGAUGCAUGGGCAGCUGCUUAUGAUAUUAUUGCAAAUAUAUUUAUUGACUUAGAAAAAAAAUUAUAUGAUGAACUUGGUCCAAAUGAAGAAGAUAAAGGUUUUGUUCCAUUAUAUAUUGUUAAAAAAGAAGUUAUUGCACAUGAAUCAAUAGUUGCAUUAACAUUAGAACGUUCUGAACAUGGAAAAAUGUUUAAUUUUCAUGUUGGACAAUAUUUAACAAUUCGUAUAAAAAAAGAUGGAAAUUUUCAUAAUCGACAUUAUAGUCUUACUCGACCAUUUGAUGGUAAAAGUUAUUCAAUUGCUAUUCAAAUUCAAAAUAUGAAUGAAAUUAAAGGUAUUGUUUCAAAUGAAAUAAUAAAUAAUUAUAACAUAGGUGAUACAAUAUUAGCAAGUUUUCCAGCUGGAACAUUUCAAUUAGUUGAAAAUGGUAAACAUCAUUUAUUUAUUGGAGGUGGAGUUGGCAUAACAGUUCUUUCAUCCAUGAUUCAUGAAUUAAAUAAUCAAGGAAAAUCAAAUGAUGCAAUUUUAAUUCAUUGUGUACAGUCAGAAGACUAUGCAGCUUUUAAUAAUGAACUUAAAGCAAUACUUCCACAAGGUCAUUAUCAAUUCUUUUGUGAAGGUCAACGGUUAGAAAAAUAUAAUUUAGCAAAAGUAUUAAAAUCAGAUACACAAGUAUAUAUAUGCGGUUCGGUACCAUUUAUGGAUAAAAUUGAAAGUUUAUUAGUUGAAUGUGGUCAUCCAUCAUCCCAAAUUCAUGUUAAAGCAUUUCAACCAACACUUAGUACAACCAAAGAUGCAGUCAACGAUGAAGCAGAAACAAAAGUAUUAUAA